GCUCCUUUAUCACUAUUGAAGGUUAAAGAUCUUCCAGUGGUGAAGGAGUUCCACAUCAUUACAACAGAAAGCCUUGAAAAUCUUCCUAUAAAUAUUCUUGCAAUCCAGUCCCCAUGGCAUCUACCCAUCCAGCCGAGAAGAAUCUGGUGAAGGAUGACAACAGCUCACGGGAAUCUGCAGCAACUUCUGCAAAGAGAGGACAGUGGAACAACAAGACAGAGUUUGUUUUAGCAGUAAUGGGAGGAAUCAUCGGUCUGGGAAAUGUUUGGAGGUUUCCGUAUCUUUGCUUCAAAAACGGAGGAGGAAUUUUCCUGGUGCCUUAUUUUCUGAUGCUGCUUUGCUGUGGAAUCCCCAUCUUUUUCCUUGAAGUUUCUUUGGGACAGUCGACCAGGCAGGGUGGAAUUACAUGUUGGAGGAAGUUGUGUCCUUUAUUUGAAGGUUUAGGCUACAGCAGUGUUAUAAUAAUACUCUACACUUCAACAUAUUACAUCGUCAUAUUGGCAUGGACCUUCUUCUACCUUUUCUCUUCCUUCCAAACUGUCCUGCCCUGGGCAAGCUGCAACAACACCUGGAACACAGGGAGCUGCAUUGAUGGCAGCCACAAUAUAUCAAUCCAUGGUCACACCAACAAAACUACAACCUCAUCAGUCAAUGAGUUCUGGCAAAGAAGAGUUCUUGGUUUGUCUGGAGGCAUUGAUGAGAUGGGCAGUGUGCGCUGGGACCUGGCUGGGUGUCUUUUACUGAGCUGGGUUGUCUGUUACUUUUGUAUCUGGAAGGGAAUCAAGUCAUCCGGAAAGGUCGUCUACUUUACAGCCAGUUUUCCCUACUUGAUGUUGGUUGCCUUGCUGAUUCGAGGUCUAACCCUGCCUGGGGCUGCAGAAGGGGUUUGGUUUUAUCUUUCUCCUGAUGCAGCACGUCUGGCAGAUCCCCAGGUGUGGAUGGAUGCUGGAAGCGAGAUCUUGUUCUCCUAUGCCGUCUGCGUCGGUUUUUUGCCGGCUUUGGGAAGCUACAACAAAUUCAACAACAACUGCUACAGAGACGCCUUCGCUUUGUGCACGCUGAACAGUCUAACCAGUUUUGUUGCUGGUUUUGCUGUCUUCUCUGUCCUUGGCUUCAUGUCACAUGAGCAGGGUGUUGAAAUCUCAGCUGUGGCCGACUCAGGUCCUGGCCUUGCAUUCAUCGCCUAUCCUCGAGCGGUAGCCAUGAUGCCUUUACCUCAGCUAUGGGCUGUUUUCUUCUUUCUCAUGAUCAUCUUUCUGGGUUUGGACAGUCAGUUUGUUUAUCUGGAAGCUCUGGUCACAUCCCUGUCAGACAUGUAUCCAUCCUUCUUUUUCACUGGUCAUCGCCGUAAACUGCUCCUGUUGGCUAUUUGCGUUAUCUGCCUUCUGAUCGGCCUCUUCAUAGUCACAGAGGGAGGACUUUACGUGUUUCUGCUCUUUGACUACUACGCUUGCAGCGGACUGCCAAUGUUGUUUUUUGCCAUUCUGGAAUGCAGUUGUGUCGGAUGGAUAGUUGGUGCUGAUCGUUAUUAUGGUAAAAUUUCAGAGAUGAUUGGCUAUCAGCCUUCGUCUUACAUGAAAUAUUGCUGGAGGUUCGUCACACCAUUCAUCUGUGCUGGAAUAUUGAUCUUCUCCGUGGUGAAGUUCAGACCUCUGACUUACAACAAAACAUAUGAAUAUCCUCCAUGGGGUUAUGCCAUUGGCAUAUUUCUCGCUCUUUCUUCAGCCGCUUUUACUCCUCUCUAUGGUUUGUAUCGUGUGGCCAUAACUCCUGGGACGAUAAAACAGAGAUUGAAAACGUUGUGCUCCCCAGCAGCUGGGUUUCUGAGUCCAACCGCUGAACAGAACCACCAGCCUGAAACGACUCCUCUAAAGGAUCUAAGCAAGUCCGAAAAUCCUUGAUGUUCCAGCUUAAAGGUUUAUACUCAGGCUUCUAUGGAGUGAAUUUUGUUCCAUUAUUUUUGCAAGCAAAGAAAACGUUUUGUAAAUGGAACAGUGAAAAAAAUGUAAUCGACAAAUUAAACUGAAGAACUGCUUAAGCCCAAACACUGUAUGAUUUUUACAAUCGUUGCACGCAGCUGCAGC
Cyprinodon tularosa is the source of this 2084-nucleotide messenger RNA. Its product is annotated as sodium- and chloride-dependent GABA transporter 3-like. Bases 114 to 1901 code for a protein of 595 amino acids. Gene Ontology annotation, cellular component: membrane. Gene Ontology annotation, biological process: sodium ion transmembrane transport. Lineage: Eukaryota; Metazoa; Chordata; Actinopteri; Cyprinodontiformes; Cyprinodontidae. The transcript is spliced from 15 exons. The record is from RefSeq and is a predicted model, not a curated record.